AUGAGCCAGUGGGAGAGUCUAUACCGACCGCAUUUGCCACCGGAAUACUUGCAGCGCGACCUGCUCUUCCAGCUUCUGGACUGCUGUCAAACAAAAGGCAGUGCUCACCCGACGGUCUCCAGAGUGCGACACGCGGAAAAUCCGGUUGUCCGGCUUUACGGCGUUACAAAAGAGGGGCAUAGUGUUCUGGUGCAUUGCUACAACUACGAGCCGUAUCUGUGGAUCAAGGCCCCAAAAGGAUGGCUCCCUGCGUAUUCGCAGUUGCUCAAAGCUGAGCUAAACGCCCAGCUUGACAGCCUUACACAUGCCUCAGACACUAUAGUGCGCAUUGAGGUGCACAAGCGACAGAGCAUCAUGUACUAUCAGGGUGAAGGCUUGACAGAACACCUCAAGAUUGUCGUACAGCUCCCGCAGCAUAUCCCAAGGCUGCGUACUUUGCUUUCUGAUCGUGGGGUUGCAUGCGCAGGGGCGUGGGAUGGUGUUCGUGUCUUUCCCACCUAUGAGAGCAAUGUUAUUUUUCCAUUACGUUUUAUCGUUGAUAAUGGCAUUAGUGGUUGCAAUUGGCUUACGAUUCCUGUGGGCAGUUUUUGCACCGCCACGGAGCGUACAUCAACCUGUCAAAUUGAGCUGUGUUGCUCUCACGAAGCGGUGCAAAAUCAUGACGCAGUCGGUCAAUAUUUGUCGAUCGCUCCGUUUCGUAUUCUCUCCAUUGAUAUUGAGUGCCAGGGCAAGAAGGGCCUCUUUCCAGAUCCUGAAGAAGAUCCUGUUAUUCAAAUCGCAAAUCACUGUAUUAACUAUGGCAAUGAGGCAGAGCCACUCACACGAACAAUUUUUACACUUAAAAGCUGCGGGCCUAUUGCUGGGGCACGGGUGUGCUCGUAUGAAACAGAGGAAGAAAUGCUACUGGAGUGGGUUCGAUUUGUCAAGGCGAUCGAUCCAGAUAUUUUUACAGGGUAUAAUAUCAGCAACUUUGAUUUCCCGUAUCUUCUUAAUCGCGGCGCGGCGUUGAAGACCAACGACGCCUUUCAUUACUGGGGCCGUCAAAUCAAUGAGCGAACAGUUCCGCGGGAGAAAAAGUUUCAGUCUAAACAAAUGGGCAACCGUGAGUACACUGAGCUGACAUUGGAGGGACGGGUUAUUCUGGAUGUUAUGGUCGUUAUUCAAAGGGACUACAAACUGCGUUCAUAUUCACUUAAUGCGGUGUCACAGCACUUUUUGGGUGAACAAAAGGAAGAUGUGCAUCACUCCAUUAUUGCUGACCUACAGCAAGGAAGCGAAGAGACACGACGAAGACUGGCGGUGUACUGUUUGAAAGAUGCUCUUCUACCCGUAAAACUUUUGGAACGUCUGAUGGUAGUUGUAAAUAAUGUUGAGAUGGCACGCGUGACGGGGGUUCCGAUUGAGUGGCUCUUGGAACGUGGGCAGCAGAUAAAGGUUUUUUCGAUGAUGCUGCGCAAGGCUAAGGCGAAGGAUCUCCUUGUUCCGGCGGUUGAAUAUUCUGGAGGCGGCGGUGAUCAGCGAGGCUACGAGGGUGCCACCGUUAUUGAGCCUCUGAAGGGAUUUUACAACUGUCCCAUCGUCACCCUUGACUUUGCGUCGCUCUAUCCAUCUAUUAUUAUUGCCCAUAAUUUAUGCUACUCAACGUUGGUGCGGCCGUCCGAUAUUGUGCGAUACCCAGCAGAAAUGUUGAGCCGUACCCCCACUGGCGACACCUUUGUUAAGAAGGAGCUAUUUCCUGGUAUUCUUCCCGAAGUGUUGCAAGACCUCCUUGCAGCUCGAAAACGUGCCAAAUCGUUGAUGAAGGAUGUCCCCAUGGAAUCUCUUGAAUAUAAAGUUUUGAACGGUCGUCAAUUGGCCCUUAAGAUAAGCGCAAACUCGGUUUAUGGGUUUACUGGGGCUCAAGUAGGGAAACUACCGUGUUUGGAGGUCAGUUCUUCUGUUACCGCAUAUGGCCGGUUGAUGAUUGAUCAAACCAAGUUUCUUGUGGAGUCCCUCUACCCGGGUGUGAAGGUGGUGUAUGGUGAUACGGACUCCGUAAUGAUUAAGUGUUUGACAGACGAGAAAGGAACCGAAAAAGAACGCUUGGAGUAUGCAAUGACGUUUGGCAAAGGGGCGGCGGAGGAAGUAUCAAGCCACUUCUUGAAUCCAAUCAAGCUAGAGUUCGAAAAGGUAUAUUUUCCUUACUUGUUGAUGAACAAAAAGCGAUACGCAGGACUGCUAUGGACAAACACAGAGCGGUACGAUAAAUUAGAUGCGAAAGGUAUAGAGACUGUGCGACGUGAUAAUUGUCCACUUGUGGCCAGUGUUAUUUCAGGAGUAUUGAAUAGAAUCCUGAUUCAGCGAUCGGUGGAUAGCGCAGUGGAAUUUGUGAAGGGGACCAUCCGCGAUCUCCUAUUGAACCGUCUUGACAUCUCCCAUCUCGUCAUCACGAAGACGUUUUCCAAGGCAGAGAACGAGUAUGCGGGGGCACAGGCACACGUUGCCCUCGUUGAACGAAUGCGCAAACGGGACCCCGCCUCUGCUCCAAACAUCGGCGAUCGUGUCGCAUAUGUCAUUGUCCGAGCAGCAAAGGGUGCCAAGGCGUACGAGCGGAGCGAAGAUCCCAUUUAUGUGCUGGAAAACAACAUUCCAAUCGACACCCAGUACUAUUUGGAGCACCAACUUGCACCGCCCCUUCUACGCGUGUUCGAAGGCGUCCUAGAUGACCCUAGCGUCCUUAUUAAGGGAGACCACACACGCCAUAUCUUGGUCUCAGCACCCAGCAAAAAUGCGGGGGGUUUGAUGAAAUUUGUAAAGAUUCAGCUUCAAUGCAUCUCAUGUCGGGCCAUAAUAAAAGAGGGAGCCCUUUGUGAUAAUUGCCGGCACAAAGAAGCCGACGUCUACGGGAAGAUUGUGGCGAAAAGAAACCACUACGAGGCGAUCUAUUCUCAGGUUUGGACUCAAUGCCAGCAGUGUCAGGGAUCACUGAAUCAGGAGGUUAUAUGCACAAGCAAAGAUUGCCCUGUGUUCUACAUGAGAAAGAAGGUACAAAAGGAUGUCAAGGAGCAGCAAACGCUGUUGGAUCGUUUCGGAGUCGUGGAUGACUGGUAA
Molecule: messenger RNA, 3090 nt
Organism: Trypanosoma cruzi
Lineage: Eukaryota; Euglenozoa; Kinetoplastea; Trypanosomatida; Trypanosomatidae
Product: DNA polymerase delta catalytic subunit, putative
Exons: 1
Coding region: 1-3090 (1029 amino acids)
Biological process (GO): nucleotide-excision repair, DNA gap filling; DNA replication proofreading; DNA-templated DNA replication
Cellular component (GO): delta DNA polymerase complex
Molecular function (GO): 3'-5'-DNA exonuclease activity; nucleotide binding; DNA-directed DNA polymerase activity
Source: RefSeq, a predicted model, not a curated record